AUGACAACUUCCACUGAAGAAUGGCUCAGUCACCUCCACCGCCUCAUAGACCGCGACAACUACAUCUACGCCGACGAUCUCCGUAACUGGGGCUUCACCAUCUACCGCACAUGCUACACGCCCUCAUCCGACGAGAAAUGGCCGCAACUCCUGGAAACAAUCCAAACAUGUGCACACAACGACGUCUUGUCCCAGACCCAGUCCAAAGAAGACGAUGCGCAAUUCAAAAAAGUUAUGUCUCUCUUCCGCCUCGACGCCCGCUCCGAACCCUCUCUCUCCGCCCUGACUAUCCCUCAGCUCCGCGAGCUAUACAACACAACCUCCACCGAUCCCCCGUUGAAUUCAGACUUCCCCCUGCGUCGUGUCUUCCUCGUCGCCAGCGCAGAGACCUUCUGGGCCGACGAGCCCGACACCGUCAUCACGUGCGUGGAUGCAGACUACCGGACGGAAAACUACGUCCCUAUGCCAAAGCACCAAAAUCCAAACUGA
Parastagonospora nodorum SN15 is the source of this 489-nucleotide messenger RNA. RefSeq lists its product as hypothetical. The transcript is spliced from 2 exons. NCBI's taxonomy places the organism in Eukaryota, Fungi, Ascomycota, Dothideomycetes, Pleosporales, Phaeosphaeriaceae. The coding region runs from base 1 to 489 and encodes 162 amino acids. The record is from RefSeq and is a predicted model, not a curated record.